Pediculus humanus corporis (human body louse) is the source of this 900-nucleotide messenger RNA. RefSeq names its product mitochondrial protein import receptor, putative. The record is from RefSeq and is a predicted model, not a curated record. Bases 1 to 900 code for a protein of 299 amino acids. Lineage: Eukaryota; Metazoa; Arthropoda; Insecta; Psocodea; Pediculidae. The transcript is spliced from 2 exons. Gene Ontology annotation, molecular function: protein binding.
AUGAAAAUGGCUGAUACUGGAAGUCCCGUGGGUAAAUAUGGUAAUAAAUGGCAGUUAGCAUUGGCAGUCGGGCUUCCAGUUGCUGUCGGUGUGGGUUACUGGUACUUAAACAAUAAAAAUAAAAAAAGAAAAGUCAAAGAAUCAGAUAGAAAGAUUGUAGGAAAAUUACGAGACACGGUUAUAGAUACCGACAAGUCUGCUAAAAGAGCUGGAGAACCUAUAGCAAAGACACCCCUGGAAUUAGCAACUGCACUUAAAGAAGAAGGCAACAAACAUUUUAAAAAUUCACAAUUUGAAGAAGCUAUUUCCAGUUAUGAAAAAGCUAUUGAAAUAUGCCCUGAAAAAGAGACCAUUAGUUUGGCUACAUUUUACCAGAAUAAAGCAGCAGCUUAUGAGCAAUUGCAAAAGUAUGAAGAUGUAAAAGAGGCAUGCACCAAAGCUUUAUCAUAUAAUCCUGUUUAUACUAAAGCACUUACAAGAAGAGCUAAAGCUUGUGAGCAUUUAAAGGACUUAACACAAGCUCUUGAAGAUGUGACUGCUGCUUGCAUAUUAGAAAGUUUUCAGUCUCAAACAACUUUACUAUCAGCUGAUAGAAUUCUUAAAGAAUUAGGUCGGCAACAUGCCAAAGAAGCCAUGGCAAAAAGAGUACCUGUCAUGCCUUCAGAAAUUUUUAUUAAAACUUAUUUCUCAACCUUUGCAAAUGAUCCUAUUAACUCAUUUUUGUCUAAAACUGAUGGAGAUAACUCUAAAGGAUACCUCAAAGCAGUUGAAUGCUUUAAAAACAGAAAUUAUGAAUUAAAGAAAUGCAUAUUAAUGAUAACAAUAAAAAAAAAAAAGUACCUCUUUUUUUUUAUUAUACAAUUGAAUCGGAUCGAUAUAAUCAAUCAAACAAGAGAAUGA